AGUUGUUUGGUAAAAUUCAUAUAAAUUGGCAACACUGUUAAGAACCGUAUUCCGUACAUGAAUAGAAUGUAAGCGUUCUGAUUGGUCGACGUCCGAGUUCUAUCGUUUGUUAUGCAGUCGGCUUCACUGAUUAUAAAUGGGCGUUUUCGUUUUCUAGUGUCGCGUCGCAUCGCUUGUUUUCAUUGUGGAUGGGGUGUCCCUCCCUCCCUCCUCCCGUAUCCUCGUUUAUUGUGUGCUCAGCAGGGUUCCCUUGAACUGAGAUGCUGAACACGAUUGAUAGUAUUUAGGCGAAAACAUUGGAUUCUCGUGUAGUUAUGUAGAACGCUUUUCCGCAGCGCUCGCGAUAUCAACAUUGACUUUGUAUCGUGCAGUACGAGACCCUUAUUUCUAGUGAACCUGUCACCAAUGGCUGAUUCACAGACCACCUCUACACCCGAUCCAAAGUUGCAUUCCCAACGCACAUCUGCUUCACUUUCAUUACCUGUACUGAGGGAGGGUAGUAUUGUGUUGGAGAGGAAACCGCCUCAGACGGGGGAGCCACUCAGUCCAUUACCAACCAAGCGCACACGCACCUAUUCAGCAUCGGUGAGAGCAAAAUCUGGACCAGUUUUCAAGGGAGUUUGCAAGAACUUCUCAAGGUCACAGGGUCAUGGAUACAUUCGACCCUCCAAUGGAGGUGAAGACAUUUUUGUUCACAUCUCUGAUAUUGAAGGUGAAUAUGUACCAAUGGAGGGAGAUGAGGUGACCUACAAAGUGUGUCCUGUUCCUCCAAAGAACAUUAAAUUUCAAGCUGUUGAGGUGGUCAUCACCAACCUUUCUUCCGGGAGGAAGCACGAGACUUGGUCUGGGCAAAUUAUCAGCUCUUAGCUUCGACUUUCAAUGGCCAGCAAAAGAAUAACAUUCAGAGAGAGAGAGAGAGAGAGAGAGAGAGAGAGAGAGAGAGAGAGAGAAUGAAGGAAUAAGCUAUGAAGAGAAACAGACAAAAAGAAAGUUGAAUGGUUUAACUUAAAAUGUGGAUUGCUGCUCAUGCAAGACGGAGUUAAAAGUUUACAAUGGUGUUAUGUGUAUGUAGGAUAGGGAUGGAAUGGUAAUUAGGGUUAUGCAACUGUUAUUUUCUCAAGCCUGGCAAGUAAGCGAUAGAAAGUUGGCAAGGAGGUCUGUUUAAAACAUGCUUUGAGAUCUGUGUCAUCUGAGCUUUAACCGAACAUGAUAUAACUGUGACAAUAAAAAGCAGCAGUGUUGCCCUUGUUUUGAAUUUUGACAUAAUACACAUAUUUAUGUAUUUAUUUUAAUUUUAUGUGUUAAUUCACCAAUGUACUUUCAUUCCAUUUCAGUGAAAUUUAAUAUAAAAGCCACAUCAUAAUACAUUUUCAUUUUUUAAUUGUAACCAAUAGGACUUGUUCCUAGAUUUCUGUAAGAUACAAAGCCACAUUCACAAUAGUGAAUUUUGCCAUCAGGAACAAUGGUUAUUAUGAUCAUUCUAAUAAAAUUAAUAUAAACCAA
Molecule: messenger RNA, 1503 nt
Organism: Misgurnus anguillicaudatus (oriental weatherfish)
Lineage: Eukaryota; Metazoa; Chordata; Actinopteri; Cypriniformes; Cobitidae
Gene: csdc2a
Product: cold shock domain containing C2, RNA binding a
Biological process (GO): regulation of mRNA stability
Cellular component (GO): cytoplasm
Molecular function (GO): mRNA 3'-UTR binding
Source: RefSeq, a predicted model, not a curated record